AGAAAAUUGCUUCAUUCUAACUCACGAAGCGGAAGGCGGACGUGCACUCUUGAGUUUCCGGUGCCCUUGUGUAGCGACUUGAACAGACGACCAGGAUGUUCAGACAUAUACUCGCCUUCCAGCACGUGUCCCGGCGGACGGUGGCCAGCACUGCGCGCCGCCAGCUCGACAACAAGGUCCCACAGAACCAGAAGAAGUUCCAGGAGGACAAUGGCGUCCCCGUCCACCUGAAGGGAGGAACCGCCGAUGCCCUCUUGUACAGGACCACCAUGGUGCUGACUGUCAUGGGCGCGGGCUACGUGGUGUACGAGCUGGUGAAGGCCGCAUUCCCAAAGAAGAAUUAAAAAGGACUCCUCAAUGACCACCACUUAACACAACUUAACAAAACGACCAGAUGCAGUUUUAAUGUAUAACUACGGGUUUGUCUCCCCGGGACCCUCUUUUAUGUUCAUGGGAUCAAUAUUUAUCUGUAUCGCUUGGCCUCUAGCUGGGGAACAAUAAAGAGAUGCCUCAUUAGAAAACC
This is a messenger RNA of Gadus morhua (Atlantic cod), 523 nucleotides long. RefSeq names its product cytochrome c oxidase subunit 7A2b (gene cox7a2b). The coding region runs from base 96 to 344 and encodes 82 amino acids. Gene Ontology annotation, cellular component: respiratory chain complex IV. The transcript is spliced from 4 exons. NCBI's taxonomy places the organism in Eukaryota, Metazoa, Chordata, Actinopteri, Gadiformes, Gadidae. Gene Ontology annotation, biological process: mitochondrial respirasome assembly; regulation of oxidative phosphorylation; mitochondrial electron transport, cytochrome c to oxygen. The record is from RefSeq and is a predicted model, not a curated record.